Messenger RNA from Paramecium pentaurelia, 1044 nucleotides. NCBI's taxonomy places the organism in Eukaryota, Ciliophora, Oligohymenophorea, Peniculida, Parameciidae. The record is from the annotation of a GenBank genome assembly.
GAUGGACUAGCAUUUACUAACUACAUCUUGUGGUGAAGAUGAAGAAGAUAACAACAACAUGAAACAAGUCUAACUAGUUGUGUUCCCCAAAAGAUUUCUUAAUCCCCUUUCAACUUUUAGAAUGAAUGGAGUAAUAUUCCUUUUUACUCUUUAAAAAUAGGAUUUUCAUCUCUAUUCUGAUGCCAAAAAUAUUGUCUUCAAUAAUAAUCUUAAAUUGGGUGUUAGCAGCCAAAAUCCAUACAAAAAGGUCUCUCAGGUUCUGAUCUAAAAGGGAAGACUUAUCAUUUAGUAUACCCAAUUAGAUUUUUCGAUUACUCCAUGGGAAUAUGUUGUAAAAAAGUUGGAUAGUUAUGGUGAUUCAGAUAUUCAUUAACUGAGUCAAUACAUUUAAAAAUACAAUGAAUCUCUUAAAGAUGGUCUUUAGUAAGUGCAAGGAACAUUCGAAGUAUGUUUAAAACAUAACAUAUAAUUAGAAUUCUGUACCUAACUACAGAGCCUCUGGACUCUAUCAAUACAAAUACAUAAAAGAUCUCGACCAGCUAUUUAUCUCCCAAGUCUAAUAUGAUAUUAAUCUCAUUGAAGAACUUGGCUAUAAUUUAUAGGCAUUCAUUGAUUCUUGUCUAAAGUAUGGAAUUCCAGAGUAUUUAUAUCAUUUGAAUUCUUUAUAGGAUCUCUCUUAAGUAUGGAAGUACAAAUUAGGAAUAUUACAAAAAUAUAAUGGAAUUCGCUAAGCCAUUAGCUCAUCCAGAAUAGACCCAAGAAUAUUAUUUAUAUUCUCAUGUAUAUCCAGAGGUAUUAAAUAAAUAAAAAAUAAAAGGGAUUAAAAACUGAGGUAGCUUUGUAAGUCGAACACUUAUCUAAUUCAACAGAAGAAGAGUAACUAAUCAACUUCAAUAUUUAUUAUAAUUAUUAACCACAGUAAAAAUCCAUCUCAUUCAAUAAUAAUGACAAAAAGACUAAGUAACUCAAUUGUAUUUCCCAUUACUAUUAACUACAAGAGAAUCAAUUUCAAAGAUGUGGAUAUAAAAAAGUGAAAAUUUGAAC